Messenger RNA from Lithohypha guttulata, 768 nucleotides. It is a transcript of the gene RPE1, whose product is annotated as RIBULOSE-phosphate 3-epimerase. Gene Ontology annotation, molecular function: D-ribulose-phosphate 3-epimerase activity; metal ion binding. NCBI's taxonomy places the organism in Eukaryota, Fungi, Ascomycota, Eurotiomycetes, Chaetothyriales, Trichomeriaceae. Gene Ontology annotation, cellular component: cytosol. Gene Ontology annotation, biological process: carbohydrate metabolic process; pentose-phosphate shunt; pentose-phosphate shunt, non-oxidative branch. The coding region runs from base 1 to 768 and encodes 255 amino acids. The record is from RefSeq and is a predicted model, not a curated record. The transcript is spliced from 3 exons.
AUGUCGCCGCCAGCCAUCAUCAAUCCCAGUGUCCUUUCAGCAGAUUUCGCUGAGCUAGGCAAAGCAUGCCGCGACGCGAUGGACUGGUCGAGUGACUGGCUUCACCUUGAUGUAAUGGAUGGUCAUUUCGUGCCCAAUAUGACUUUCGGUGCUCCAGUCAUAGGCAAGCUGCGAAAGCACGUUGACAAGCCAACAGAGGCUGGCGGAAAGGGUACCUUUGACUGCCACAUGAUGAUUGCAGAGCCAAUGCGCUGGGCAUCCUCUUUCCGAGACGUAGGAGCGGACAUGUACUGCUUUCAUUACGAAGCCGCCAUGACCUCAGUUGCAGCUAAAGAGCCAGCAGACAAGGACACUUCGGAAAAAUGCUCACCAAAGAGUCUCGUUCGCUACAUCCACGAGCUAGGGAUGCAAGCAGGAAUUGCAAUAAAGCCUGGCACAAGCGUCGACGUACUAUGGGAGAUUUUGGAAGCGGAGGACGAGAAAGAAAGACCUGAUAUGGUCCUAGUAAUGACAGUUGAACCCGGUUUCGGUGGCCAGCAAUUCAUGGCAAACCAGCUUCCAAAGGUUCAGGCUCUACGCAAGAAUUAUCCAAAUCUAAAUAUCGAAGUCGAUGGUGGUCUGGCAGAAGGCACAAUCGAUCAAGCUGCAGAGGCCGGGGCAAACGUGAUAGUGGCAGGCAGUGCGGUUUUCGGUGCCAAAGAUCCAGCGCAUGUUAUUAGUGUGCUAAGAGAAGCGGUAAACAAGAGAAGAGGUGGUGAGAAGCUAUAG